UAAGCUUUGGAAGGGAGAGGAUGAAGUUUUCUGAUAGCUUCAACCAUGGCAAAGGAGGGAAGAUGAGUUAUGUUACCCUCUGGGUGUGUCUUCUUAUUACAGUGACCUUGCUUUGCCUCAUCAAAUCCGGUUUCAACACCGCAGGCGCAUUGACCCUGCAAAUAUCCAUCUGGUCCAAUGUUUUAUCGACGGGGCAACUGAAUAAUACUGAACGACAAGGGGAUGUCGGAGUAACGUGCGACUACACCGGCACCGACUCCGACACUUGCUGGAUCGCCGGCGAUAUCAGAGUCCUCACCAACUCAUCCACCAUCAUGGUCGCCUCGCCGCUCGCUGACCAAUUAUCUCCGUCGCAAAACACGACGUGGAAGAUCAGACCUUACACCAGAAAGCAGGAGGUGACGACCCAGAAACUCGUCCGAGAGCUGACCGUGGCGUUGACCUCACAGCCUCCUCGCUGCACGGUCAACCGCAGCACCGUGCCCGCUCUGUUCUUCUCCACCGGCGGCUUCAUCGGCAACUACUUCCACGACUUCACCGACGUCAUCAUCCCCCUCUUCAUGACGGCCAGGAGGUUCAACGGAUCCGUCCAGUUCGUCGUGGUGGAUUUCAGCGCCGCUUUCAUGGACAAGUACCGGCCAAUUCUGGAGCGGCUCUCGGAUCACCCCGUCAUCGACAUGGACGGCGCGGACGACGCAGUGCGUUGCUUUUCCCACGCGCACGUCGGCCUUCUCAGCCACAGAGUGCUGGGCAUCGAUUCCUCCAGGUCCCCAGAUGGCGUCUCCGUGCACGACUUCAGAGACUUCCUGAGGGCGUGCUUCUCGCUCAAGCGAAAUUUCAGCAGCCCGAGUAGCAAACCGAGGCUGCUGCUAAUUCUAAGGAAAGGCCCGCGAUCCUUCGUCAACGAAGCAGAGGUGGUGAACACCGCGGGAUCGCUCGGUUUUGAGCUGAUCUCGACGACGCCGGAGGACGCCGACAACCUCUCGCUCUUCGCCCGAGUUGUGAACUCGGCGGAUGUUCUCGUGGGGGUUCACGGCGCAGGGCUGACCAACAUGUUGUUCCUCCCUGACCAUGCCACGCUGCUUCAGAUCGUUCCUUGUUGCGGGAUGGCGAUGACGGCGGGAAACAGAUAUCUCUUCGCCGAGCCGGCUCUGGACAUGGGAUUAAGGUACGUGGAUUAUGAGAUAAGCGAGGAGGAGAGCUCGCUGAUCGAUAUGUACCCCAGAGGCGGCGCCGUGUUCAAGGACCCUGCUUCCAUUCAGAAAGAACAAGGAUUUGUUGCGUUUUGGAACAUUUAUUUGAAUCAACAGAAGGUGAAGCUGGACGUCGAAAGGUUUCGGAGCAAGCUGCUUGAUGUUCUUCACAUUAUCAAAAAUUAGGAGGCAUUCAGUCGUUCUCAAUUCAUAGUGCCCUAUAUAUGUUUGUGUUUAU
Messenger RNA from Zingiber officinale, 1431 nucleotides. Its product is annotated as alpha-1,3-arabinosyltransferase XAT3-like. Lineage: Eukaryota; Viridiplantae; Streptophyta; Magnoliopsida; Zingiberales; Zingiberaceae. Gene Ontology annotation, molecular function: glycosyltransferase activity. The record is from RefSeq and is a predicted model, not a curated record. The coding region runs from base 21 to 1379 and encodes 452 amino acids. The transcript is spliced from 3 exons.